CGGGCCUCCAACGUUCUCUUGUCAGCUUUAAAACCAAAAAAAGAAGAAAAAGAAAAAAAUAAAGAAAAAAAGGGAAAAAAAAAGCCAUUUCCUUUUCCAAUUCCGUCAUUUCUUUAUUCAAUUUCUCGUGACGGACGUGAAAUUAUUUUCCAACCCAAAACGUAUUUUUCGGAUUCCGUGGAUCCUCCCAUUAAAAUAAUUAAAAUAUUCCUCAUUUUCUCAAUCUGCAUUUUUCACUAUUUUUCUGCAUUUUUCCUUUCUUCUUUCUCUCGUAACUCUCAGACCGGCCUGCAGCUGCGACCGAUCCGGUAUCGGUAGCGGUUUUUUCGGGCAUAAGAGAACCGGUUUUCGGACCGGAGUGGGAAGAUAUCGGAAGAGAAGGCAUUGAAGCUUGAGAGAGAGAAAUCGGACUUUAGGAAUGCUGCCGAUGGAAGGAAGGAAAGGAAGAAAAUCUCAAGGAAAAAGUCGAGCGAUGAGAGCUUCGGGGUUUGAUCUUUGAGGCUGUAGAAGGAUAAGUUUGUUUUGGUAAUUAAAGUGGUUUUGGGGCGUUUUUGGAAAUCUAUGUAUGGAGGGAAGGGAAGGGAUGGGUUCUGGAAUGCCGGCGGAAGCUUCUGGAAGUUUCCAUACGGUGGUGAAGGUGGAGGAUUCCGGCCAGGGGGAAGCGGCGGCGGCGGCGGGGGCGCCGGCGGCGGUGAGCUUGUCGCUGGCGGAGGGGAGGAAGAAGAGAGGAAGGCCGAGGAAGUAUGGGCCGGACGGGAGUGUAUCGUUGGCGCUGUCGCCGAUGCCGAUUUCGGCGUCGGCCCCGACAGGGGAGUUCUCGGCAGUGAAGCGGGGUAGAGGGCGGCCAGUGGGUUCGGUGAACAGGCCGAAGCAGUUUAAUUUGGAUUCAGGUGAAUGGGCAGGGAGCUCUGUUGGAGCCGAUUUCAUGCCCCACGUCAUCACUGUUGCUGCUGGCGAGGAUGUUACCAUGAAGAUCAUAUCAUUUUCUCAACAAGGGCCUCGAGCUAUUUGCAUUCUUUCUGCAAAUGGUGCUAUCUCAAAUGUUACACUUCGUCAGCCUGAUUCUUCUGGGGGUACUUUGACAUAUGAGGGUCGCUUUGAGAUACUUUCAUUGUCUGGAUCCUUCAUGCCUACCGAAAGUGGAGGAACAAGAAGCCGAUCUGGUGGGAUGAGUGUCUCUCUCGCAAGCCCAGAUGGUCGUGUUGUAGGGGGAGGAGUUGCAGGUUUAUUGGUAGCUGCCAGCCCAGUUCAGGUUGUCGUGGGCAGUUUUAUGCCCAACAUUCAGCGGGAACAGAAGCCCAAGAAGCCAAAAACCGAAUCCACCUCGGCCGCAACACCAACUGCAGCCGUUCCCAUUUCUAGCACAGACAUGGAUGAGUCAUAUGGUAGGCCAGAACAGAGAAGUUCAACAAUCCCAAAGCCGAAUCUCACAGCUUCCUCUUCCUUCCGAGGAGACAGCUGGGCAUCCUUACACUCCUUACCGGACUCGAGGAACACUACUGAUAUUAACAUAUCAUUGCCAGGUGGGUAGUCCGAAUGGUGCCCGCUGCUGGCCUGAUGGUUUCUUACUGACCCACAUCAGUAUUUGGCUGUGGUUGCUUGGUGCAAACUACACCAAUUACUGAAUUCUUGCAUGUUUGUGUCUGACUUGCUUGUAAACUGGCUCACUUGAGACGAUUCAAAGCUUAGCUGAGGUUUGUUCCUCUUAUUUCAUGUGCUGGGAUUCUGAUCUUUUAGGUUGACUGGGUGGGCCAUGAUCUGUAGCUGUUGCAAUCACAUCCCUUGUUGUUCUAACAUUUGCAUGUUUUUAGAUGUGUAAAACCUGGUUUUCCACUGUUGUUUAAACUUCUACUUUCUGCUUUGAA
This is a messenger RNA of Magnolia sinica, 1865 nucleotides long. Its product is annotated as AT-hook motif nuclear-localized protein 1. The transcript is spliced from 5 exons. The record is from RefSeq and is a predicted model, not a curated record. Bases 566 to 1531 code for a protein of 321 amino acids. Lineage: Eukaryota; Viridiplantae; Streptophyta; Magnoliopsida; Magnoliales; Magnoliaceae. Gene Ontology annotation, molecular function: minor groove of adenine-thymine-rich DNA binding.